Molecule: messenger RNA, 618 nt
Organism: Cercopithifilaria johnstoni
Lineage: Eukaryota; Metazoa; Nematoda; Chromadorea; Rhabditida; Onchocercidae
Source: the annotation of a GenBank genome assembly
AUGUAUCUGUCACAUUAUUUGACAGUGCUUGUUUUGCCGUUGUACGUCGCCCAAAUAACGGUAUCAAACGAUCAGUCAAUGCAAGAAGGAAUAGAAAAUGAGGGCAAAAUAGAGACGGUGGCUAAUGACAGUGAAGCAAGCAAAAAACAGUACCAAUGUGAGGUAUGCGGUGUGCUAUUCGGACGUUCAACUACUCUGUGGAACCAUAAGAUGAUGCAUAAGGAUGAAAAAAAUUACAAUUGUGAGAUAUGCAAUAAAGCAUUCAAAUGGUCCGGCAAUCUGAAGAACCACAAAUUGACGCACGGAAACGUACGACCAUUCAAAUGUCACGUGUGCAAUAAAACAUUCAAACGGCCCCACGAUUUGAAGAAACACAAUUUGACGCACGGAAACGAACGACCAUAUAAAUGUCAUAUGUGCAGUAAAACAUUCAAAGUAUCCAGAAAUUUGAAGAGACACCAAUUAACGCACGGAAACGUACAAAAUGGCCAGUACACGGUGAGUACUAUUCGCAGCAAAAUGGAUAACGUUGUUAUAAUGGCAUUUGGUAACGAUCAUAUCUCUUUUAAAAUUCCGCAAUCGUGGCAAGAGCCAUGGAGACAAAAAGUGUUCUGUUAG